This is a messenger RNA of Arabidopsis lyrata subsp. lyrata, 1373 nucleotides long. Its product is annotated as protein OSB2, chloroplastic. Gene Ontology annotation, biological process: mitochondrial DNA replication; positive regulation of helicase activity. The record is from RefSeq and is a predicted model, not a curated record. Gene Ontology annotation, cellular component: mitochondrial nucleoid. Bases 153 to 1250 code for a protein of 365 amino acids. The transcript is spliced from 7 exons. NCBI's taxonomy places the organism in Eukaryota, Viridiplantae, Streptophyta, Magnoliopsida, Brassicales, Brassicaceae. Gene Ontology annotation, molecular function: single-stranded DNA binding.
UUCCGCGCCAUCUAAACGACAGUAAUCACUCACUGUCUGAAAUUUUUCCCCCUUUUGGUUUCAAUUUUUUUCCUUAAACCCUCAAAUAAAAAAAUUAGGGUUUCUCUUGUUCUUCACGAAAUUGGGAUUUGUUUUCUAGUUGUUAUGAAAAGAUGAAUUUGAUUUCCAAAUCAUUGACAAGAAUCGAAAUUUCGCCAUUUUUCCAUCCCGGAGCUUCAGAAAUCACUACCGGAAAACGGAUAACCUCUCCGCAAAUCCGCUUUUACACUGCGGCGGCCGGCGGCGGGAGCACCGGAAAUGGCGUAAAGAAACAAAGAGCCAAACCACCGAAGAAAACUCCGGAGGCAUUGACACCUGUGAAAACGCCGGAAAUUGCGCCAGUCACGGCGACGAAGCGGCCAAAUGAGAUAGCUUACGAGACUGAAGUAGCGAAUUGGGUGAAUCUGAUUGGAUUUGUUGAUCAACCAGUUCAAUUCGAAGCUUCUUCUGAUGGCAAAUUCUGGGCUGGUACUGUUAUUUCCCAGAGGUCUGCUUCAGAUUCCUCUGGUUUCUGGAUUCCGAUAAUAUUUGAAGGUGAUUUAGCUAAAACCGCAGCUCAAAAUAUAAAUAAAGACGAUCAAAUUCAUGUUUCUGGGAAGCUUUUUAUAGAUUCUCCUCCUCCAAAUAUGACUUAUGCACAAGCCAAUGUUCAGGUGUUGGUCCAGAAUCUUAACUUUAUACAGCCUAUGUCCCCGUCUCCGUCGCCACUUAUGGUUAUGUCAUCAUCUGAAAAGGAAGAAAGUGGCAUCAAGAAGCAGCCUGCUAGAGCUAAGAAGGAUAUAGUCAUUGAUGAAGCUUCAGAUUCUUGGAAUCACCUCAUUGAGAAUCCUAAAGAAUGGUGGGAUCACCGGGAAAAUAAAGUCAACGGAUUGGUAAAACCAAGGCAUCCUGAUUUCAAAAGCAAGGACAGUAGUCUCUCACUGUGGCUCAAUAAGGCUCCUAAUUGGGUUUUGCCGAAACUCGAAGGACUCAAGUUUGAUGUUCUAGUCCCUAAAGGCAGAGUUGUAAAACAGCUUAAAGGAGAAGAAUCAUGGAAGGACUUGGUUCAAAACCCGGAUAAAUGGUGGGACAAUAGAAUUGACAAGAGAAAUGCAAAAGCCCCUGAUUUCAAGCAUAAGGAGACAGGAGAAGCACUGUGGCUAAACGAGUCUCCUACUUGGGUAUUACCGAAACUGCCACCAGUCAAGAAGAAACAAGAAAGUAUUGUCUGAUGAAAAAAAAAAAAAAAAAAAAAAAACAAGAAAGUAUUGUCUAGUAGCUUUAGAAAGUCAGAAACAUUAUCUCCAUGUAAAGAGCUCGAAUUGGUGUUUACAAAAUUCAUCAUUUCUAUUCUA